AUGUCUCUAGACUGUUUCAGUGGUAAUUGUGUACGUCAUCGUGUUGGAUGUAUCAUUGCUGACACAGAUCAACGCAUCAUUGCUACAGGUUAUAAUGGUACGCCGGAUAAUAUCAAAGCAUGUGAUCAAGGUGGAUGUAAACGUUGUUGGAAUAUGUCAAUUGAACAUGGUGAAAGAUUGGACGAAUGUAUUUGUAUACAUGCUGAAGAAAGUGCAUUAUUCGAAGCCGGUCGUCGUCUAUGUCGAGAUACUACACUUUAUGUUACACAUAAUCCAUGUCGUCAAUGUUCAAAGAAAAUUAUUCAAAAUGGUAUAAAACGUGUUGUUUAUACAAGAGAAUAUUCUUCAAGUUUGGAAGAUGUUCGUCAAUUGUUUGAACAAGCGAAUAUUAAAUUAGAUAAACAAAACAUGGAAUCAAUACCGUUAUUAAGACUAAAUCAGUAA
Molecule: messenger RNA, 444 nt
Organism: Rotaria sp. Silwood1
Lineage: Eukaryota; Metazoa; Rotifera; Eurotatoria; Philodinida; Philodinidae
Source: the annotation of a GenBank genome assembly